AUGAGCACCAACACCAGCAAAGCAGGAUCCAAUGACACAUACCAAUUCAUGCACGAAUUCUUCCGCAAAAAUCAACGACAUUUGUUACAUCGCAUUCGACGUAAACCACAAAACAGCGCAAUCCAUAACUUAACAUCAUCCAGCAGCAGCAGCAAUCACCAUCAUACCCAACCCAAUAGGCGUUCAAAUGUAGCACACGAGGCCAUGGAAAAACGAUUAGAUCUGCUUCAUGAACAAUUACGAGCCGUUGAAUCCAAAUACACCGCCAUGCUCAAUGAAACCCAAGAACUUCACAAUCUGCAUUCUCAGCAGCUGAAGUUGCUUUCCUCUGUGUUGAAUACGAUUGCCGAUACCCAUGAAAAUAACCCAGUCAUUGUGGAUUUGUAUGACAAAUUGGAAAGUAUAAUCGGUCGCGCUGAAGCCACAUUGUCAAGUCCACGUACAAUCCAACUACCACCCCUUGCUGAAGCUGUACAAAACGCACCGACCACACCGACCACACCCUUGCUUCCUCCACUACAAGAUCAUGAAAUAAAACAAGCAUGA
Lichtheimia ornata is the source of this 546-nucleotide messenger RNA. RefSeq lists its product as uncharacterized. The transcript has 3 exons. Bases 1 to 546 code for a protein of 181 amino acids. The record is from RefSeq and is a predicted model, not a curated record. Lineage: Eukaryota; Fungi; Mucoromycota; Mucoromycetes; Mucorales; Lichtheimiaceae.